AAUCUGCGCAGAGAAGUGGUGCACUGGGGGAUGCCGAAGCUUGAUUUAGGCCUAGACGAUGAGAGCGAUGGUGGCGAGCAGUUGCAGAUCAAUCGAGCGUACGCCGAUCGCUAUAACAACUGGAGACGCCUCGAAGAACUGCAGAAAUGUAAAAUCGCUUUCUUACAAUAG
Gongylonema pulchrum is the source of this 171-nucleotide messenger RNA. Lineage: Eukaryota; Metazoa; Nematoda; Chromadorea; Rhabditida; Gongylonematidae. The record is from the annotation of a GenBank genome assembly.